GUUUUGCAGUGUAGAUGUACCCUGGGUUAUUACUGAGCGCCUGGAACCUGCCCACUUUGCAGUGAUGAUGCAGGUGAAAUCAUCUCGGAACUGUUAGCGAUUAUCUUUAAGAACUCCUGGAAGGGUCACUGACCUAGUGGAGGAGCAGGAGACGUGAUGUAUCUUGAUUUUAUUACAGCCUUUGACCUAGUCCCACGUGACAUUCUCACAAGCAAACUGAGGAACGUGGUCUAGAUGAAAUUACUGUAAGGAUGUUGAAAAAUCAGAGAGGGGCGGAGAAGAUCCACGAAAAUGAUUGCCGGCUGGAGAAAAGGCCUCAUGGUGAGAGAUUUAACGAGCUCCGUCUGUUUAGUUUCUUAAACAGAAGAUUGAGAGGUCUUGGACCUGCCCUGGGAGGAAAUACCAAGUGCUAAAUGGCCCUUUAAGCUAACAGAGAAAGGCAGGACAAGGACCAAUGGCUGCAAACUGAAACCAGACAAAUUCAAAUGAGACAUAAUGCACAGGUUUUCUAACGGUGGAAACACAGCAGUCUCGCUGCUGAUUGUCCAGAAAAUGGCAGAAGAGAGCGACGAAGCGACAAGCGAUACCAAUUUCAGCCUAAAAUGCGUUAAAGAUAAAUGGAUCCCAGUUACCGUUACUGUCGUCAUCACAGCGUUGAUCAUCACCAUAAUUGCAUUGGCAGCCAAGAAGACGCCCCCCUGCCCAAGCUGCCCGUCCCACGUCACUGCUGCGUGCCCGGGCGGCUGGGUGGGAUACCAAGGGAAAUGCUACUACUUCUCAGAGACUGAAGGGAACUGGAACAACAGCCAGAGCCACUGCUCUUCCCUCAACUCCUCCCUGGCUUCCAUUGAUUCCCUGCCGGCGCUGGAUUUCAUGCUGCGCUAUAAAGGGAUCCCUUACCACUGGAUUGGCCUCCAUAGGGAACAAGGCGAGGGCCAGCCCUGGAAGUGGACCAACGGUACCAUAUUCAACAACCUGUUUCAGGUCAGAGGGGAAGGGCAGUGCGCCUACCUGGAUGAACAGGGGGUCAGCAGCUCCAGGUGCUACUCAGAGAGACAUUUCAUAUGCAGGUGGCCAGACUCAGCUCCCACUUCCCCACCACGGAUCUGCACAGCUGCCUCAUCACUGCCGCCGCCCCCCCAAUCCGUCGGUAGAUCUCCCGCUCCCAUUUACCAUCACCAAGCGGUGAUUGGCUGA
Messenger RNA from Chrysemys picta bellii (western painted turtle), 1197 nucleotides. The record is from RefSeq and is a predicted model, not a curated record. Lineage: Eukaryota; Metazoa; Chordata; Testudines; Emydidae.